Molecule: messenger RNA, 399 nt
Organism: Camellia sinensis
Lineage: Eukaryota; Viridiplantae; Streptophyta; Magnoliopsida; Ericales; Theaceae
Source: RefSeq, a predicted model, not a curated record
GUCCUCAGAAACUUGGGAAGCUUCUUUGAAGUUCUUGUGAUGGCUUCCAGACGCAACAGAUUCAUCAACAAAACAUUAAUAUCAUAUCUCAAGUCCGCCAUUAAAUCUAAUCUUCAAACAGCUUCUGCUUCCAUCGAUAGAUCUGCCUCUUCUUCUUCUUCGAGGUUCUCUCUACCAACCAGACCCACUUCCCCACCACUUUCACGAUUCUCCCUCUCCAGGUUCUCAAUUCAAAUCGUACUCUGUAUAUUAAUCUAUGCAAUUGUACAUAACUUUGUAUUUAGGGUAAAUUCUAAACUCUAAUCUUCUUGAUUCAAUUUUAUAGUUCAAUUUUCUCUGGUUCGGUCAAAAUACAAAGAAAAUUAUGAGUAAAUCAGAGAAAAUUUGUCAAAACACAGA